AUAUGUGGAAAAAGUCGAUGCCUGCCACGUAUACUACUUCCUCAUCCUCCUGGGCUUCAUAAUAGUAGCAUUCACGUCGACUUUCGUGAGGGUAGGUUUCAAUUCGCUGAGACAGAAAUGGGGAUCCGAUUCUUCACGUUAUGGGGGUUCACUGUCGCUCAAUUGGUUCAUCUCUUUUUUUUGACGAUAAUGGGACAAUUCGUGGUCAAUUCUAACGAAGAAAUCUUUCAAACGAUAUACGAAGCCAAAUGGUAUAAUGGUUCGUCGAGGAUGCAAUCGUUAUAUGUACUAGUGUUGCGAAAAUGUUUGAACCCGCCCACAAUAACAGGUGGAGGAUUGGUACCUUUGAAUUUGGACAGCUUUGUACAAGUUGGUUUACCAUUUUCGUUGAAGGGAAAGAAUUCAAGGCAUCUUGACAUUUCGUCACUUAGUAUUAAUAUUCAAAGUUCAAUAAGAAUUGUACGUCAGAUUUUAAGAGAUCGUUGUAAAGAGGAGAUCUCAGUCUUCAAGAUAGUAGUGAAUCUAGUCACGAGAAAAAUUUUUCAAUGUUUUUAGAGACUUUUUAACUUUUACAAUUCUCGAGAAAAAAGUAUCUUUAUAUUUCCACCGGCUACAUAGUGUAAAAUCAUCUUUGAAAGAAACAAAAUCAAGACUCGAGAAAGUAGAAGCCAUACUCUUUGAAAUGAGAUCAAGUGAAUUGUUAUAUGAUUUUUUUUUUUUUAACGAAGUUUAAUAACAGUUUAAAUUAUCGACAACUUUUCAUCGUUAUUUAUCCAGGUAAAUGAGGUCCUUCAAUUUAUAGGAUUUCAAUUUACAGUAUAAGACAUCGCACAUGAAGAUAUAUUAAUUGAAAAACGCGUGUCUCGGGAAACGGAGAAAAAAAGAAAGGUUCAGUAAUCACGAGAUACGUGAACAAUCAAUAAUGUCGCAAUAUUAAUUUUUCAUGUUCUGUACAUAGAACCACUUUAGCGGCUGAUAACUAUCGAGUUAAAAUAUAUUGAGUUCUUCUAUAAAUCCAUUUACGUAUAUUACGUGUAAAUAAUAUAUGCAGUAGCAUGGGAGAAGGAAGUAAAUUAUUGCCUGCUAUAA
This is a messenger RNA of Heterotrigona itama, 1089 nucleotides long. NCBI's taxonomy places the organism in Eukaryota, Metazoa, Arthropoda, Insecta, Hymenoptera, Apidae. The record is from the annotation of a GenBank genome assembly.